Molecule: messenger RNA, 1783 nt
Organism: Lacerta agilis (Sand lizard)
Lineage: Eukaryota; Metazoa; Chordata; Lepidosauria; Squamata; Lacertidae
Product: dimethylaniline monooxygenase [N-oxide-forming] 3-like
Exons: 9
Coding region: 66-1727 (553 amino acids)
Molecular function (GO): NADP binding; flavin adenine dinucleotide binding; N,N-dimethylaniline monooxygenase activity
Source: RefSeq, a predicted model, not a curated record
AACUCCUCCCACAUUUCCAAAGCUAAGAGGGAGACGUUUUGCCUUCUCUUGCGAAUCCCACUUGCAUGCGGACAGGGAGCCGGCAGGACUGGAAGAAGAGGAGCAACAAACAAGGAAAAGUGACCAUGGUAAAAAGAGUAGCAGUUAUUGGAGCAGGGGUGAGUGGACUGGCAUCCAUCAAGUGCUGCCUAGAUGAAGGACUGGAGCCUACCUGCUUUGAGAGGAGUGAUGGCAUUGGGGGACUGUGGCGGUUCACGGAGUCUGCAGAGGAAGGCAGAGCCAGUAUUUACCACUCUGUGUUCACCAAUUCUUGCAAAGAAAUGAUGUGCUAUCCAGACUUCCCUUUCCCAGAGGAAUUCCCAAAUUACAUGCACAACUCCAAGCUUCAAGAAUAUAUCCAGUUGUAUGCCAAACACUUCGAUCUUGUAAAAUACAUAACGUUUAAGGCUCUUGUGAGUAAAAUUAGGAAACGCCCGGAUUACCCUGUUACUGGCCAAUGGGAAGUCGUAGUAGAAAAGGAUGGGAAGGCGGAAUCACUCACAUUCGAUGCUGUUAUGAUUUGCUCCGGACACCAUGUCUAUCCGAAUAUUCCAACGAAUAGCUUUCCUGGGAUAGAGAAGUUCAAGGGCAGCGUUUUCCACAGCCGGGAAUACAAGGGACCCGAAAAGUUCAAGGGGAAGAAGGUCCUGGUGAUUGGCCUUGGGAAUUCCGGCUGUGACAUUGCUGUGGAGCUAAGUGCCGUGGCCUCACAGGUUUAUCUCAGCUCUAGAAGUGGAUCCUGGAUCAUGAGUCGUGUUUGGGACAGCGGCUACCCCUGGGACAUGGUGGUCAUCACUCGCUUUGAAACAUUCCUCAGGAACAUCCUCCCAACAGCCAUCAGUGACUGGUUGUAUGUGAAGCAAAUGAACAGAUGGUUCAAACAUGAGAACUAUGGCCUGAUGCCACUGCAUAGAACCUUGCGCAAGGAGCCUGUCUUCAACGAUGACCUCCCGAGCCGCAUUGCAUGUGGAACCAUUGUGGUGAAGCCGAACGUGAAGGAGUUCAAGGAAACGUCUGCGAUAUUUCAAGAUGGGACUGCGCAGGAAGGCCUUGACUAUGUCAUUUUUGCAACAGGCUACAGCUUUGCCUACCCAUUCAUGGAGGACGAGUCCAUCAUCAAGUGCAGGAAUGACCAAGUCACCUUGUACAAAAGCAUUGUCCCUCCUCUGCUGGAAAAACCCACCCUGGCGGUUAUUGGCUUGGUCCAGUCCCUUGGGGCAGCUAUCCCAACUGCAGACCUUCAGGCCCGGUGGGCCGUGAGAGUGUUUAAAGGUUUAUAUAAGCUGCCUCCACAGAGCAGCAUGAUGGAUGACAUAGAUGAGAAAAUGGGUAAAAAGCUCAAAUGGUAUGGCCAGAGUGAUACCAUACAAACAGAUUACGUUGUCUACAUGGAUGAACUCGCCUCCAGUAUUGGUGUGAAGCCCAACAUUCCAGUCCUCUUCCUGACGGACCCCAAGCUAGCUCUGCAGGUCUAUUUUGGCCCCUGCAGUCCAUAUCAGUUUCGUUUGUCGGGACCAGGGAAGUGGGACGGAGCCAGAGACGCCAUCUUGACGCAGUGGGACCGAACGCUGAAGGCCACAAGAACCCGUGCCGUGAAGGGCGAUCAGAAUUCUUCCCCGCUCUUUCCUCUGCUCAAAAUACUCGCCCUCCCCCUUCUCCUUCUUGCCGUUUUCAUGAUGUUCAACUGAGCGGCCUCAGUGCCAAAAUAUACGUGACAGAAUGCCGUGUGGUUUUUAAUGAAAAA